AUGGACUGGUCUGUACCUGACAACAUCGGUAUUGUGUUUGGCGAUGUAAGAGCUGAUGCCUCCUGGAGAGGAGAUUGUAAGGUGACGGGUUUGGGUUGGGAGUUUUCAUCCUGCUCUGAUCGUGUGCUCUCACAACACUUAUUAAUGGCAGAAAGUCCGGCGAUUCGUGCGGCACUGGAAGAGACACUUAUUCGUCGUUUCAAGAGUUUAUGGCUGGAACCGGAUCCAAGCAAUUACGACAUGAGCAGGUUUCAGAGUUUCGCUGAGUUCCAUGGCGACGUUUGA
Microthlaspi erraticum is the source of this 285-nucleotide messenger RNA. NCBI's taxonomy places the organism in Eukaryota, Viridiplantae, Streptophyta, Magnoliopsida, Brassicales, Brassicaceae. The record is from the annotation of a GenBank genome assembly.